This is a messenger RNA of Musa acuminata subsp. malaccensis (wild Malaysian banana), 1255 nucleotides long. RefSeq names its product transcription factor MYB2. Gene Ontology annotation, biological process: regulation of DNA-templated transcription. Gene Ontology annotation, molecular function: sequence-specific DNA binding; DNA-binding transcription factor activity. Gene Ontology annotation, cellular component: nucleus. The record is from RefSeq and is a predicted model, not a curated record. NCBI's taxonomy places the organism in Eukaryota, Viridiplantae, Streptophyta, Magnoliopsida, Zingiberales, Musaceae.
GUUCAAACAAUCUCAUAGCAUCUUUAGCCAGAGAAAGAGAGAAGAAGAGAGAGGAAAAAGUAGUAGUUUGGUCUACUCUUCUCAAGCAAAGAGAGUGCAUUACAUCACAUAGAAGAGAACAGAGUCCGGCAGGCAGUAUCGAGAGCCUAUUCUUUCCGGCUUUAAAUGGUUCGAACCAAUGCCAUGAACAUAUCUCUUUGAGCUCUCAAUCCCUCUAUAUAAACCCCCACCUCUCCUCCACCAAAUAGUUCCAACCCGAUCCCAGGCGGUUGCGCAGAAAUGGAGUUCCAGGGAAGGGCUUGCGGCUCCGCCACGCCGCCAUCUGAGGAGGAGAUGGAGCUGAGGAGAGGGCCGUGGACUGCGGACGAGGACCUCAUACUGAUGAACUAUGUCACUGCCCAUGGCGAGGGACGCUGGAACUCUCUUGCUCGCCGCGCAGGUCUGAGAAGAACAGGCAAGAGUUGCCGGCUCCGAUGGCUCAACUAUCUCCGCCCCGACGUCCGGCGCGGCAACAUCACCCCGGAAGAGCAGCUCCUCAUCCUCGAACUCCACUUUCGCUUGGGGAACCGGUGGUCGAAGAUAGCGCGGCACUUGCCGGGGAGGACCGACAACGAGAUCAAGAACUACUGGAGGACGAGGGUGCAGAAGCACGCGAAGCAGCUGCGGUGCGACGUGAACAGCAAGCAGUUCAGGGACAUCCUGCGGUCCAUAUGGAUGCCUCGCCUCGUCGAGAGGAUCCGCGAGGCCUCCAGCAGCUCCGCCGCCACCGCCAUGCAUCAGAAUGCCGCAGCCCCGCUGGCUCCCACGCGUCCUGUACACCGAGCUGCUGAGCCUCCGCCAACCAUGGAGUACUCCUUCGAGGCUCGGUUAUCAUCGCCUCCGGCGUCGGAGAGCGUCACGGAAAGCCGCGGGAUUCAGGGGGUCGGCGUCGACUGGAUGCAGGGGGCUCAGCCGCCGAGCCCCGGCGGGUACGCCUUCUCGGGCCUGCCGGACGUCGACCAGAGCGGGUGGGGGGAGAGCUUGUGGAGCGUGGAGGACAUUUGGUUACAGCAGCAGCAGCAGCUUUAGCUUUAGAAUGGAAAUCUUGGAAGCAAUCGGAGAAGACAGAUUGCUGAUCUGAUUCCUUGAUGAGUUCUUAGACUUCACUGUUACCUCCUUAAUUCGACAGAGUCACUGUAAAGAUGUUCUUAUGAUUACAGACAUAAUAUUUUGCUGUCCAAAUAAUUUCAUAAGCAAGUUGAAUAAUCGACAAGAA